Messenger RNA from Penicillium odoratum, 1260 nucleotides. Its product is annotated as ubiquitin-protein ligase RMD5. Gene Ontology annotation, biological process: proteasome-mediated ubiquitin-dependent protein catabolic process. Gene Ontology annotation, molecular function: ubiquitin protein ligase activity; protein binding. Gene Ontology annotation, cellular component: nucleus; cytoplasm; GID complex. The annotation marks the transcript as partial. The transcript is spliced from 4 exons. The record is from RefSeq and is a predicted model, not a curated record. NCBI's taxonomy places the organism in Eukaryota, Fungi, Ascomycota, Eurotiomycetes, Eurotiales, Aspergillaceae.
ACCCGCACACCAAACAUCAUGGAUCUUGUGCAGAAGGAACACGAUAAGCUGCUCAAGAGGCUCAAGGCUUCUCAGGGCCUCAAAAAUGUGGAAUCCACGAUCGAGUUACUACAGUCGGCCCGAGACACUAUAGCUUCUGACCCAAAUCAAGCCGCCAUCACCCUGGCUAAACUCCAGAAUCCUGUCAAGGCAUCCUUUGACUCCAUCAAUGACGUUUUGAAGGAAACCCACAGCGGCUUGAACAAGUAUACCAAGUCUCUUGACAAGCUUUUCAAAGAUCGACCUCUUCCAAACACUGAACACGACGCCCUCUCUCAACAAGAGAACCUAAUCAACCGUGCGAUUGCAAUGCAUCUCCUCCGUGAGGGACAGUUUUCAGUUGCAGCGACUUUUCUAGCUGAGAUCGCAGAACAAAAGGCCAUGGAUAACCCGGAGAAUCGGGAGACUCGUGACUCUACCCUCUCCCCUAAACCUGCUCCCAGUCUACUUGAUGUCGAUGAGGUCCCCUCCAGCGAAAUCAGGAAGCAGUUCGCUUCCAUGUACUACAUUCUCCACGAGAUGAAAGAGAAGAAGAACCUCCUUCCCGCCAUUGAAUGGUCUCGAGAGAAUCGCGAAGCCCUCGAGGCCCGGGGCAGCAAUCUAGAGUUUGAGUUGUCUCGCCUACAAUUUGUGUGGCUUUUCCACGGCGAGUCGCAUGGGCAAAGCACCCGAGACUGGCAAGCAGCUAUCCAGUAUGCCCGACGGGAAUUCCAAGCAUUCGUGCCCCGUUACCUGCGCGAGGUCCAACAGCUUAUGGGAGCUAUGGCCUUCUGUCCAAACCUUCCGGGAUCGCCGUACUCGACCAUCUUCAACAAUACAUCUGCAUGGGACGAUGUGGCCCAGUUCUUCACUCGCGAAUUCUGCUCACUAUUGGGCUUGUCGGCUGACUCUCCGCUCUAUGUGGCCGCCACCGCUGGUGCGAUUGCACUCCCCACGCUUCUGAAGUUACAGACCAUCAUGAAGGCCAAGCGCACCGAGUGGACUAGUGAGAACGAGCUUCCAGUCGAAAUUUCGUUGCCACCCUCUUAUCUCUUCCAUUCCAUCUUCGUCUGCCCUGUUUCGAAGGAGCAGGCAACUGACGAGAACCCCCCAAUGAUGAUGCCAUGCGGGCAUGUCAUCGCUGAAGAGUCGCUACGCCGACUCAGCAAGGGCAACAGAUUCAAGUGCCCAUACUGCCCCAACGAGAGCCAUCCCAAGGAUGCGCGCAAGAUAUUCCUGUAA